AUGGCCAUUAUCCCGGCUGCAUUCAUCGUCAUGAUCCUGGGUAUCUACUUUGUCCAGCAUGAGAUCAUCCUCGGCAUCAUUCCAGUUAUUGUGUGCUACUUGGGCUUCGUCGCAUACUUCGUCAGUCGACUGAUCGUGCUUAAUGGGAGUGAAUGA
Aspergillus versicolor CBS 583.65 is the source of this 156-nucleotide messenger RNA. RefSeq lists its product as uncharacterized. The transcript is spliced from 2 exons. Bases 1 to 156 code for a protein of 51 amino acids. The record is from RefSeq and is a predicted model, not a curated record. NCBI's taxonomy places the organism in Eukaryota, Fungi, Ascomycota, Eurotiomycetes, Eurotiales, Aspergillaceae.